Lutzomyia longipalpis is the source of this 1541-nucleotide messenger RNA. RefSeq names its product transcription termination factor 4, mitochondrial. Bases 556 to 1401 code for a protein of 281 amino acids. The record is from RefSeq and is a predicted model, not a curated record. Lineage: Eukaryota; Metazoa; Arthropoda; Insecta; Diptera; Psychodidae. Gene Ontology annotation, molecular function: double-stranded DNA binding. The transcript is spliced from 2 exons. Gene Ontology annotation, biological process: regulation of DNA-templated transcription.
AUAAUUUUCUGUAUACAAACUACAGUUUAUUAUGUAGUCACAAAAAACAUUUCAGUUAAUCAAAUAACAUCUUUUGCACCUCACUACGUAAGUACGUGUAUCGACUAUGCUUUAUCGAAUGCUAUUAUGUGAUAACAAUGAGGGACCCAAAGUCCCUAAGCACCAGUUUAAGAAGGCAGAAAGGGAUAACAAUUUCUUAUAUUCUAUUAAAAAAAAUUGUUCAAACAAGUGCAUGAUGUACAGAAUAUCGAAUCAUGCUCAAACUCAUGAAGAUGAACCCACAUUGCGACAACAAUAUAUUGAAGACAUAAAAAGAAACAAAAUAAAUACUUUCUUACCAAAAUUCUUGGUAUAAAAUUCACCGUGAAGCUUGUCUUCGAACUGAACUGUAAACAGCAAAAUCUCGAUUCACUCAGUGUACCACAUGCGAAAUCAUUCGAAAAUCAAAUGACAUGACAGUCAGAACCUAACCUAAAACAAAUAUGCCAAGUUUUUCUUACAAGCUAGCAGUCUGUUUAUGGUAAAGAUUCUUUAGAAAAAAUCACAACAAAAAACAUGCUAUCUUUCCCUGCAGUUGUCUCGAGAUUUUCACGAUUUUUUCUCAGUGGCAAGCAAAGUCUAUCAUCAUUGGCUCUUCCUGAUUUAGUGAAGUCAAUAAAUUCCGUAACAGAAGGCGAAAUUGAUCGUGCCGUAUUGCAUGAGACUGUGAAACUGAAUCCCAAUCUCUUAGAUUAUGAUCUACGAUCAUGGCAAAGGGUUCUACAGACCUUAAAAAAUCAAGGAUUCCCAUCAUAUAUGCUUCUACCGUUGAUUGUGAAUUAUCCAACGAUCCUCCAUCGUACUCCUGAACAAAUAAAAUUAGGACUAGAUAAGUGGCAUAAUUGCCAAUUUGGUGAGAGGAAUGUAAUGAAAUUAGUAACAAGGUAUCCAAUGUUGCUGGAUAUUCCCAAUGAUGAGUCAUUCAUCAUGAGUCGCAUAGCUUCUCUACAAGAGUACGCUGAGACGCGAAAAAAUGUCUGGACAAUGUUUAUGAAUUCUCCAAAUUUAAUCACAGAUAAAAUUCAACUAAUUCACCCGAAAAUUAACUACUUACAAAGCACAAUGAGAGUUCACCUUUCGGAAGUUCUCAAAACGGAGGUAUUUACCAGAAAUCUUUUUACAAUUCGCAGUCGCCAUGUCUUCCUUGAACGUUUAGGAAUCUACAAAGCAAAGAGUAUCAAAGAAGAUCUCGAGGAAAUAAAUAAAAAUCCCAAAUUGCACCAAAUUAUGGAUACGAGUGAUAAAACAUUUGCCACAAAAGUUGCUUUUGCAACACUAGAAGAGUUCGAGGUAUUUAAAGAGCUCUACUCACGAGAAGUGAACGAAGAAGAUGAUUUACUUAACAAUAAUGAUGAGGAAUAGGAAGAAAAAUUAUUUAUCCAUUUUGUGUAGUUGUUAAAUUUAUAAAACAAUCAUGUAUUUUUCUUCAUAAGAUUACAUUACAGUGUGUUUGACUUUAAAAGACAUACUUUUACAUAAAAUAAAGAAUAUUUAACCCUAAA